AUGGGCGAUGCAGAAAAAAAUAUAACAUUAUUUGAGGUUAAAAAUCUAAGUGGAAUUGGAUUUUAAGAUAGGAACCUAAUAUUUUACCAUUUUUAAUAAACGCCUAACCUACUUAGGAAAGAAGAAAACUUUCUAAUCAGUCCUGAUCUCAGUUCAGGAUGGUUUAAAUAUCAUAUGGUACUAUAUAAUAAUUUAUGGAGCAUAUAUACUAAUGGUGAUUUGAUAAUGACUGUGCCUGAUUUGACUGGUAACUAUGAGAAAAUUGAAUUUAGUUCUAUAGAUAUAAAUGUCACUAGUGAUACAAAUUACAAGAUGAAGAUAUCUGAAAUAGCCAUCUUUGGUUAUCCCUUAUCUCAAUCCUCAAUCAUCAAAAAUUUAAACUCUAAGAUCCGUAAAGAUAUGUAUCUUAAUACUCUCCUAGUCUAUUAUCAAUUAGACGAGAGUUACGGUUAUAAAUUCUAUGAUUACUCUAGAUAUGAAAGAUAAACUAUAUUAAGUAAUUUUAAUCGUAUUUACUGGGAUUAUAAUCCUAAAGGUAUUUAAGGCUCAAACUUAAUGUCGCAGCACUCUGAGAUUUAAACAAGAGAUAAAGCACUUUUCUUUAAGUAUUAAGUUGAUAACUAAACAUAGUUUAACUUUGUAAAAAAUAAUGUCAACAUAGGCUAAGACCUUUCUUUGAGUUUUUGCUAUAGAUUUUUAAAUGUUUCCGAAAUAUUACUCAAAAAAGGCGUCAUUAUGUUUGAUAUAAUCGAUAGUUGGAACUGA
Stylonychia lemnae is the source of this 765-nucleotide messenger RNA. The record is from the annotation of a GenBank genome assembly. NCBI's taxonomy places the organism in Eukaryota, Ciliophora, Spirotrichea, Sporadotrichida, Oxytrichidae.